AUGAGUCAAGAGUCCAGCCAAGACAAACUCGUCACCCUUACUGUGCUUAAGAAGGGGAGGAAGAAAUCCAAUCGCCUAACUAACAUCGAGACCUACCUGAAGGAGAUGAGGAAAGACAUUAACAAACUUCGUGAUAAGAACAAGGAGGUUGGAGAAGAAUCCGAGAAAACCCAUACAAGAAGACAAUGA
Prunus armeniaca (apricot) is the source of this 189-nucleotide messenger RNA. The record is from the annotation of a GenBank genome assembly. Lineage: Eukaryota; Viridiplantae; Streptophyta; Magnoliopsida; Rosales; Rosaceae.